Messenger RNA from Medicago truncatula (barrel medic), 398 nucleotides. Its product is annotated as pre-mRNA-splicing factor ATP-dependent RNA helicase DEAH10-like. Bases 30 to 371 code for a protein of 113 amino acids. Gene Ontology annotation, molecular function: helicase activity; double-stranded RNA binding. The transcript is spliced from 2 exons. Gene Ontology annotation, cellular component: nucleolus; intracellular anatomical structure. Gene Ontology annotation, biological process: positive regulation of transcription by RNA polymerase I. NCBI's taxonomy places the organism in Eukaryota, Viridiplantae, Streptophyta, Magnoliopsida, Fabales, Fabaceae. The record is from RefSeq and is a predicted model, not a curated record.
AUGAAUUUGAGAAACUUGAGGAGUCAACAAUGCCGGAAAUUAAGCGUUGCAACCUUUCUAAUGUCAUUUUGCAGCUUAAGGCUUUGGGUGUUGACGACAUAUUAGGGUUCGAUUUCAUUGAGAAACCUUCAAGGACAGCUAUAGUAAAAUCAUUGGAGCAGCUAUUUUUGUUAGGUGCUUUGACAGAUGACUGUCAACUAUCUGAUCCAGUUGGACAUCAAAUGGCCCGACUUCCCUUGGACCCAGUUUAUGCCAAAGCUCUUAUUUUAGCAAGUCAGUUUAACUGCUUGGAAGAGAUGUUGAUAGCUGUUGCAAUGCUUUCUGCGGAAUCCAUAUUUUAUUUUCCGCGCGACAAGUAUGAAGAGGUUUGAAGAGUGAAUUCGGAUUGUAAUCCAUUC